ACAUUCGUUUCAUCCCAUCAUGCGCUCGUUCGUUCUGCUGUCCGCUGCUGCGGCCCUCACCCUCGCUUCCCCUGUUCCCCAAGAGCUUGACUUUUCUUUGAUCGAUACCGUCGAGACUCCCUCGAACGUCACCAUCCCUACCAACACCGAUGAGCUUAUUGUCGUCUACGACUCUGACUCUGCUGCUGCCGCCGUCCAGACUUCGGUCUUGACUGGUCAGACCGAGGUUGAUGUCUCCAACAGCACUACCAACAGCACCAGCUCUUCUUCCACUCUUCGCAGACGUGGUACCUGUGCCGUCCAGGCCGCUGGCUCUGGCCCUGUCCCUUCUCCCGACACUGCUUCGGCCUUCCUUUCCUACUCUGCCUUCGCCAGCGCUGCGUCGGCUGCCGCCACUCCCUCCGGCUACACUCAGGCCUUUAAGAACUUGAACGCCUCCAACAACGCAAGCGUCGUCCCUUCAUACGAUACUAACUACUUCAUGCAGUNNUACGGCUACCUUGGUUUCACCAACCUUGACAAGUACGACUCUGAGCAGUGUGCUGCCAAGUGUAACGCCAUCUCUGGCUGCGCUGCCUUCAACACCUACUUCGAGCGCGACCCUAGCAAGGACCCUGGAACCGGAUGCGAGUCUCCCUCUUCGACCACGAACAUCAAGGUGAAUAUUGUCGUUGCAUUUCCUUUUGAUAGAGGGCUAACAACUCGCAGUNGUGUGUUCUGGGGUGGCCCGGUCACUUCCGCCAACGCCAACAACGCUGGCCAAUGGAGAAGCGAGUUCCAGGUCGUCAUUGCUGGUAGCAACGGAUACGUCAACAACAGCAUAGCUGGCGCCGACGGCUUCACCUCUCCCUCCUACUACGGCAACACUGCUAUUGACGCCCCCAACGACUGCAACGGCCAAGACACUCUGCUCGGAUCAAAGGUCUUUACUGGCGGUCCCUUCGAUGCCAGCCUCUGUGCCGCUGCUUGCGACGCUCAGAGCGCUACCAACCUGAAGGCAAACAAGCCCACCUGCAAGUUCUUCAACACUUACAUUCUGUCUCGCAACAACGUCGCCAUUGGCCAGUACUGCAACCUCUACUCUCAGACCUGGGCAUCUUCGUAUGCUACCUACAAGGGAUCUAACAGCGGCGACAACAAGUACUCUGUUACUUACUCUUACGGUUUCUCCAGCUCUGCCGAUGCUGGUACCUGCAAGAAGCCCACUACCUCUACCUGGAUCCAGCAAUACCUCAAGUCCAUCACUGACUACGCCAUCAACACUUACGGUAUGCACGUCAUCAUCGGUCUUCACUCUCUUCCCGGUGGUGUCAACAACCUCGACAUUGGUGAGGCUCUUCUGCACGACGACUUCUUCUAUAACACUACCAACCUCAACUACGCCUACGAUGCCGUCGAUGCCAUUCUUGACUUCAUCAAGGCUAGCGGAAACAUGACUGCCUGGACCAUCGGACCCAUCAACGAGGCCUCUGACAACCUCUCCGGUUUCGGUACUUCUGCUGGUCUCUCCGACGAGGGUGCUCAAUGGGUCGCCGACUACAUCACCGGCGUUGUUGCUCGUACCGCAAAGGUCGACAGCCGCAUUCCCGUCAUGGUUCAAGACUGCUUCAAGGGCGCCGCUUUCUGGGAGUCCUACUUUGACGCAUCGACCAACUUGGUCAUCGACUCUCACGUCUACUACUUUGCCGCUGCCGGUACCUACUCCCAGUACGUCGCUCCCGCUGUCUGCGGUCAAGCCGCUUUCAUCGCCGAGUCUACCAAGUUCCCCAACUUCAUCGGUGAAUGGUCUCUGCAAACCAUGUACAACAACAGCCUUGCCAUCUCUGACCGCCAGUUGAUCUUCAACACCCAGCGUUUCGCCUGGAGCAAGUACGUCAGCGGUGGCAGUUUCUGGACCGCUGUCUCGUACUCCACUGCUCUGGUCGACGGCCAAGGUACUCAGAGAGACUACUGGUCCUACACCGACCUCAUCGCCAACGGAGUCAUUCUCCCCGAGUCCAGCUUCAACGGCACUGCUUACUGC
Molecule: messenger RNA, 2023 nt
Organism: Aureobasidium vineae
Lineage: Eukaryota; Fungi; Ascomycota; Dothideomycetes; Dothideales; Saccotheciaceae
Source: the annotation of a GenBank genome assembly